UCUGCCCCAUUCAUCGUCAAAACGAUUCUAGCGGAGACCAGCUUAUAGAAUCAUAGUUUUUAUACAUUAUAACCAUUACGUUUAUAGUUGUAUAGGAGCAACAACGUCUUUAGUACAAUAUGGGACGAAGACCGGCAAGGUGUUAUCGCUAUUGCAAGAACAAACCAUACCCAAAAUCCAGGUUUUGCAGAGGUGUACCAGAUGCAAAAAUCAGGAUUUAUGAUAUGGGAUUGAAGGGAGCCGAUGUUGAUGACUUCCCUUAUGCUGUCCAUCUGGUUUCGGGUGAAUAUGAACAGAUAUCAUCGGAAGCACUCGAAGCUGCCCGUAUCUGUGCUAACAAAUUCAUGGUAAAAUCAGGUGGAAAAGAAUCUUUCCACAUCAGGAUUCGGGUACAUCCUUUCCACGUGCUGCGUAUUAACAAAAUGCUUUCGUGUGCUGGUGCCGAUAGAUUGCAAACUGGUAUGAGACGUGCUUUUGGCAAACCAAAUGGUGUUGUCGCUAGGGUAGACAUUGGUCAAAUUCUGAUCUCCGUAAGGACAAGGGAAGCUCUCGUGCCAAAAGCUGUUGAGGCUUUGCGUAGGGCAAAGUACAAAUUCCCAGGUAGACAAAAGAUAUUCAUCUCUAACAACUGGGGAUUUACCAAUUUCACGAGGGAAGAUUACUUGAAAUAUCAAUCCGAAGGUCGUCUUGAGAAUAAGGGUGUUCAUGUUAAGUGGAUAUCAUCACAUGGCCCACUUACUAAAGUUUUCCCACAGUUAGAAAAUGUGCACGUUCCUUUGGACAAGGAAAUCGUAUCUCCUUAGACACUUGUUAAUUUUGUCUAA
Molecule: messenger RNA, 824 nt
Organism: Babesia bovis T2Bo
Lineage: Eukaryota; Apicomplexa; Aconoidasida; Piroplasmida; Babesiidae
Product: putative ribosomal protein L10
Exons: 2
Coding region: 120-803 (227 amino acids)
Biological process (GO): translation; ribosomal large subunit assembly
Cellular component (GO): cytosolic large ribosomal subunit; ribosome
Molecular function (GO): structural constituent of ribosome
Source: RefSeq, a predicted model, not a curated record